This is a messenger RNA of Exophiala viscosa, 3738 nucleotides long. RefSeq names its product mitochondrial 2-oxoglutarate dehydrogenase. Gene Ontology annotation, biological process: tricarboxylic acid cycle. The coding region runs from base 271 to 3423 and encodes 1050 amino acids. The record is from RefSeq and is a predicted model, not a curated record. Gene Ontology annotation, cellular component: oxoglutarate dehydrogenase complex; mitochondrion. The transcript has 3 exons. Gene Ontology annotation, molecular function: oxoglutarate dehydrogenase (succinyl-transferring) activity; thiamine pyrophosphate binding. NCBI's taxonomy places the organism in Eukaryota, Fungi, Ascomycota, Eurotiomycetes, Chaetothyriales, Herpotrichiellaceae.
AAAAAGCCUCACAGUUGCGAGCAACAUCAUUGGUCCGUGCCCUUUCCAUCUUAGGGAGAUCCGAGAAACUGCGUCAAAGCCCAAACAGCCUCAGGAUCCAGACACUCACAAUCUCUGCAUCUUCAUCUUCUGUGCCACUCGAGAAGGCUUCGUGUCCUGUGUCCUCUGCUCUAUCCUCCACUCCUUCAUCAGUGGUGGGUGUCUUCCUCCCGACUGCUUCGCCUUCUCCUAUGGAUCAUUCGCUGUAUCAUUAGCUCCGACUUCUACAACAUGUAUCGUUCCGCCGCCGGUAAGCUCUCCUUGAGAGCUGCCCAAGCUUCGAGAUCGUUUUCGACCUCAUGCGGAUCGCACGGUCUCGCGAGAGGCCAUCAGAAUGCGCUCGUUGCAGGAAGAAAACCUUUGGCUGUCAUGGCUCGCAGCUCACUGCAGCGCAGGGGCUAUGCCAUGGCAGCUGAGGAAACCAACAAAGGCGUCGAUCCCAACGACUCCUUCCUCCAAGGCAACACCGCCAACUACAUCGACGAAAUGUAUCUUGCCUGGAAACACGACCCUACAUCCGUCCACAUUUCAUGGCAGGCCUACUUCCACAACAUGGAGGAGGGCAAAAUGCCUGUCUCCCGAGCGUUCCAGCCACCCCCGGGUCUGAUCUCACAAGCAGAAGGUUCGGUAGAUCUAGCGCCGACCGCCGUCAGUGCAGGCAAUGAGGACAUCGCCAAACACUUGAAGGUCCAACUACUUGUUAGAGCAUAUCAAGCCAGAGGCCAUCACAAAGCAAAGACCGAUCCCUUGGGUAUCCGUGGCGAGGCCGAAGCUUUCGGAUAUCGCAGACCAAAGGAGCUAGAAUUGGACCAUUAUGGUUUCACGGAAAAAGACCUGGAACAAGAUUUCACACUCGGUCCCGGUGUUCUGCCUAGAUUCGGGGAUGAAUCAAGCUCCAAGAUGAAGUUGAAGGAUAUCAUUGCGGCCUGCGAAAAGACGUACUGUUCAUCUUACGGCGUCGAAUACAUCCACAUUCCCGACCGAGAACAAUGCGACUGGAUCAGAAACAGAAUCGAGGUUCCGACGCCUUUCAAGUAUUCCGUGGACGACAAACGCCGCAUUCUCGACAGACUGAUUUGGAGUUCCAGCUUUGAAGCGUUUUUGGCCACCAAGUACCCCAAUGACAAGCGUUUCGGUCUGGAAGGUUGUGAAUCUCUCGUGCCCGGUAUGAAGGCCAUGAUCGACAGAAGCGUGGACUAUGGUAUCAAAGACAUCGUCAUUGGCAUGCCGCACAGAGGAAGAUUGAAUGUGUUGAGCAACGUCGUUCGCAAACCCAACGAGUCCAUCUUUAGUGAAUUCUCUGGCUCAACGGAGGCCAGUGACGAGGGCUCUGGUGAUGUCAAGUACCAUUUAGGUAUGAACUUCGAGCGACCAACGCCUUCCGGAAAACGCGUACAACUCUCUCUUGUGGCCAACCCCUCUCAUCUGGAAGCCGAAGACCCAGUUGUGCUUGGCAAAACGCGCGCCAUUCAGCAUUACAAUGACGAUGAGCAAAAGUACCAAAGCGCGAUGGGCGUCUUGCUCCACGGUGAUGCUGCUUUCGCAGGUCAGGGUGUUGUCUACGAAACACUCGGUUUCUACGCCCUGCCAGCCUACUCGACUGGUGGUACCAUCCACAUCAUUGUCAACAACCAGAUCGGUUUCACUACUGACCCUCGAUUUUCACGGUCUACGCCUUACUGCUCCGACAUUGCAAAGGCGAUUGAUGCCCCUGUUUUCCAUGUCAACGGCGAUGAUGUUGAAGCCGUUAAUUUCGUCUGCCAACUCGCUGCUGACUGGAGAGCUGAUUUUAAGAAAGACUGCGUUAUUGACAUUGUCUGCUACCGUAAACAGGGUCACAACGAAACUGAUCAACCUUCCUUCACUCAACCGCUGAUGUACAAAAAGGUACAAACCAUGAAACCGGUGCUGGACAAAUACGUCGACCAGCUCUUGAAAGAAGGUACUUUCACUAAAGAAGACAUCGAGGAACACAAGAAGUGGGUCUGGGGAAUGCUCAACGACAGCUUCGACCGAAGCAAAGAUUAUCAACCAACAGGCAAGGAGUGGUUGACAUCCGCAUGGAACGGCUUCAAGUCACCCAAGGAGCUUGCCACCGAAGUCCUUCCUCAUCCCCCAACUGGAGUUCCCAGUGAGGUCUUGAAGGAGAUUGGAGACAAGAUUGGCGGAGCGCCAGAAGGUUUCACCGUUCAUCGUAACUUGAAACGUAUUCUAUCCGGCAGGAAGAAGACCAUCGACGAAGGCAAAGGCAUCGACUGGGCUACUGCCGAGGCUCUCGCUUUUGGUACGCUCUGCCUGGAAGGUCACCACGUCCGGGUCUCCGGUCAAGAUGUGGAGCGUGGUACUUUCUCUCAGCGUCAUGCCGUUCUGCACGACCAAGAGAAUGAAGAGACCUACACCCCACUCAAAAAUUUGGCCAAGGAGCAGGGUGCGUUCUCGAUUUCCAAUUCUUCGUUGAGCGAGUUCGGUGUUCUCGGAUUCGAAUAUGGCUACUCCCUUUCUUCGCCGAACGCGCUUGUUAUGUGGGAAGCUCAAUUCGGUGAUUUCGCCAACAACGCGCAGUGUAUCAUCGAUCAAUUCAUUGCUUCUGGUGAGGUCAAAUGGCUACAGCGAUCCGGUCUCGUCUGCUCUCUGCCCCACGGAUACGAUGGUCAAGGACCUGAACACUCUUCUGGUCGUAUGGAACGAUAUCUGCAGCUCUGCAACGAGGAGCCAAGAGUGUAUCCCUCAGCAGACAAGCUUGACAGACAGCACCAGGACUGCAACAUGCAGAUCGCCUACAUGACCAGCCCCUCGAACUACUUCCACAUUCUCCGACGACAAAUGAACCGACAAUUCAGAAAACCUUUGAUGGUCUUCUUCUCCAAGUCUUUGCUCCGACACCCUCUGGCGCGUUCCGACAUCGAGGAGUUCACUGCUGAAACGGGCUUCCAGUGGAUCAUUCCGGACCCAGAACACGGCAAGGCUAUUGCCGAGCCUGACGAGAUUGACCGUGUGGUCCUUUGCGCUGGUCAAGUAUAUGCGGCUCUGUACAAGCAUCGUGCCGACAAUGGCUACAAAAAUACCGCCAUCACCCGUAUCGAGCAGCUCAACCCAUUCCCAUGGGCGCAACUCAAGGAGAAUCUUGACAAAUACAAGAAUGCCAAGACUAUCGUCUACUGUCAGGAGGAGCCCCUCAAUGCUGGCGCCUGGAGUUUCCUCCAGCCCCGUAUUGAGACGCUGCUGAAUGAGACUGAACACCACAACAGAAGACACGUCAUGUACGCGGGACGUGAUCCUAGUGCGUCGGUGGCUACUGGCUUGAAGGCCAACCACUCCAAAGAGGAGAAGGAAUUGCUCGAGGCAGCUUUCAAUGUCAAGCAGGAUAAGCUGAAGGGCGAGUGACUGGCCGAUGGUGUCACGGGGGCCAAGGUCCUACUGGAAUGAAAGUGGGUGCUAUCAGGCGAGAAGUGCUCCGUAAAGUACAUGCCCCGGGCGACUGUGAUGGUCUCCUAUUUGCCCGGCCCUGCUGGGGACGAUUGUAAAUGUUGCGCCUGCUCAUAUUCAUGCGAUGCCGGCUGCUUAGUGUAACUCAGAUUGAUACCUUUUGCGCUUGCCUUUCUCCUUCUUGCGGUCUCCGCAACUAAUGCUGAUUCUACCUUGACAUAGCGGGGUGCUGCUUAGUUAAGAAGUCGGAGGGUUGGUGGGUACGAAGCGUUG